This is a messenger RNA of Arctia plantaginis, 999 nucleotides long. Lineage: Eukaryota; Metazoa; Arthropoda; Insecta; Lepidoptera; Erebidae. The record is from the annotation of a GenBank genome assembly.
AUGCCAGAAUUUGAUGAAAAACCUCGCGUGUUUUUAGAAGAAUUUCGUGUGAAGAAUGCUCCAAACGAUUAUGGUAUGGCCGAUGAAAAAUGGAGUUUUAAAAAAUUCACUAAGAAUUGCCGGAUUGUCAUCGUGCGAAUGGAUAAUUUUGAAAUGGAGUUUGACAUAAUUGGUAUACAGCCGGCCUUCGCAAAUGCGUUUCGUAGAUUGAUGUUGAGUGAAGUACCGAGUAUGGCCAUUGAAAAAGUUAUGGUUCGUAAUAACACUUCAAUAAUACAAGACGAAGUUCUAGCGCAUAGAUUGGGUAUGAUUCCAUUGAAAGCUGAUCCUAGAUUGUUUGAAUAUCGGCCUGAAGAUGCCACAGAAGGAACAGAGUUUGACACACUAGAAUUUUCACUGAAAGUAAAAUGUACCAUGAAUAAAUCUCAACCUAAAGACUCCUACAGAACUGAAGAUUUAUAUGAAAACUACAGCAUUUACUCAUCUCAAAUAAGAUGGCAACCCAUUCGCAAUCAAGCAUCUGUUCAUAGGGAAGCGGAUAUUGGUCCAGUGCAUGGCGACAUUCUAAUUUCAAAAAUGAGGCCUGGCCAUGAAUUUGAUCUACAACUUGUGGCUGUCAAAGGCAUUGGGAAAGACCAUGCUAAGUUUUCACCAGUUGCCACCGCCUCUUAUCGUCUAUUGCCUGAGGUAACAUUGACGCGUGAAGUACGCGGCAGUGAAGCUUCAUUGCUUCAGAGUUGCUUCGCGCCCGGUGUCAUUAGUUUAGAUUCUGAGGGAAGGGCUUAUGUCCGAGAUGCCAGAUACGACACUUGCAGCCGAAAUGUAUUCAGAUACGACGAAAUAAAAGACGCAGUAAUAUUAAGCCGCAUAAGAGAUCAUUUUAUAUUUAAUGUGGAAUCUGUUGGAGCCAUGCCACCAAAUGUUAUAUUUGUUGAAGCUGUUAAAAUACUAAGAGACAAAUGCAAAUCAUUCUUAGAAGAACUAAAUCAAUUUACAUAG